Messenger RNA from Gorilla gorilla gorilla (western lowland gorilla), 1661 nucleotides. RefSeq names its product calcium binding protein 5 (gene CABP5). Gene Ontology annotation, cellular component: cytoplasm. NCBI's taxonomy places the organism in Eukaryota, Metazoa, Chordata, Mammalia, Primates, Hominidae. Gene Ontology annotation, molecular function: calcium ion binding; calcium channel regulator activity. The record is from RefSeq and is a predicted model, not a curated record. Bases 158 to 679 code for a protein of 173 amino acids. The transcript is spliced from 6 exons.
ACAGCUCUAAGACACAGGGACCGAAGGAGAAGCCAAGAGAGGCAGGAAGAGGUGGCAAAGGAGUGCUAGAGAAGAUAAGGAGGCUGAGCUCCGACAGGGAGUAGGGAGGAGGGGCCAUCUUGAGACUGGUGCCCUGCGAGCUCCACCCCACCCCUCCAUGCAGUUCCCCAUGGGCCCCGCCUGCAUCUUCUUGAGGAAAGGCAUUGCUGAGAAACAGCGGGAAAGACCACUGGGACAAGAUGAGAUUGAAGAGCUGCGGGAAGCAUUUCUUGAGUUCGAUAAGGACAGAGACGGGUUCAUCUCUUGUAAGGAUCUGGGGAAUCUCAUGAGGACGAUGGGUUACAUGCCCACGGAGAUGGAACUGAUUGAGCUCGGCCAGCAAAUCCGCAUGAACCUGGGUGGCCGUGUAGACUUUGAUGACUUUGUGGAGCUGAUGACCCCCAAAUUGCUUGCAGAAACAGCUGGGAUGAUCGGUGUCCAGGAGAUGCGGGAUGCCUUCAAGGAGUUUGACACGAAUGGAGAUGGGGAGAUCACCCUGGCGGAGCUACAGCAGGCCAUGCAGAGACUCCUGGGGGAGCGGCUCACCCCCCGGGAGAUCUCUGAGGUUGUCCGGGAGGCUGAUGUUAAUGGAGACGGCACCGUUGACUUUGAAGAGUUUGUGAAGAUGAUGUCUCGCUGAGGAGGUCCUGGAAGCCCCAGACCCUCUCCACAUGGUCAACAUGGAGCAAGCGCUUGUGGAAAACCAAAGCCCCAAAGCCCCAAAGCCCCAGAUCCCCUUAAAGCAGAGAGGGAGGGCAGGCGGGAGGGAGGGCAUUGGCAUGCAGCGCUGUGCAUGGGGUGAGACCCAGAGCGGUAUCUUUGCCAGGAUGGGGGCGUCUGCAGAACUAGAUUAAGAAGGAAGAGUCUGUGGAUGGAAAUAGGAAGCAUGGGAGGGUCCAGUUGCCACCCCCAAAAAUUCCAAUGAUUCUUGACAUCUUUUCACUUCACGUAGUCCUAAGUCCCUGUGACCUGCCAGAGUCUCUUCCCCAGCUUCCCCUUGGGUGAAAAUAGUCUCUUCUCCUGUUGGGUAUCAAAAGGUUCAGAACGUAGUCUCUACUCUUCCCCUGCCUGCAUCAACUGUUGCAAAUCCCCUGUUUCUCUCUCCCGGUAAGGGGACAAAUUAUACUUUAUUCAGGUGAUGGUUAAACCAACAGCCCAGACUUCACCACUACGCAAUAUAUCCAUGUAACAAAACCGCACUUGUACUCCCUAAAUCUAUAGAAAUACAAAAUGAAAUAAAAAGGAUGCAAAUCAAUACAGAGCUGGAAACAGAGUUGUUGUUGAGGCUGGGCUGGGAAAUGGCUCGUGCAAGUGGCAUUCAAAGUCAACUCCUUCCUUUUCCUGAUUUCCUGGAAGCACUGUCUGGUUUCUCUCUCCCUCUCUCUCUCUCUCUCUCUCUCUCUCUCUCUCUCUCUCUCUCUCUCCCCUCCCACAUCCCUUCCUUUGUGUAAGAUACUCAGGGGACUGAAUUAAACCACAAAUCUGGAUUAUCAAGGUUUAGAGCUAGCUGAUCCCUGGGGAAUUAAUCCCCUGAAAAAAUGUCAUCAUGCAAAGAGAGAGAUGACAGGAUCCCCCAAAUCCCCAGUUCAGCCAGGUUGUUGCAAAGUCUUUCCUAGAAGCCU